UUGUAGGCAAUAGUAUAAACAAAUGAUUGCGCGACGUUCGAACAUUACAGAAAUUAUUUGAGUGGGUAGCCUAUGUCUAUAGAACUGUCGCAAUAUUUAAUUUUUUAUAAAUAAAUACAGUACUGUAGUGUUAGUCACCAGACUGUGACGCAAAACCGGGGAGAGUAAAAGGGGGAAUCCCCGAAAAUUACUUUUUCUGUGUUGGUUUGGUACAUAUAAAUCCAACGUAGUGAUCUCGUUUGCAAUUCAAAAACACGGUUUAAGAAGUACGAAAACGAUAUUAGAGCAAAACAGUUUCUGCCAAGCAGAGUUUGUACAGUAAACGGCUUUCUAACAACGAUUUAGUAUGGCAGAAAUAGACAGACAAGAUAUUACUGGGUUAGCUUCUCCAUCAUUAACACAACACAAGGAAGCCAAGACACAAAUUCUACCUGGCAGAAACUGUUGCGCUUCUAAUAGCGUGACGGCGUUUGAUUGCAAGCACCCAUAUACGAAAAAUAUGGAGAACUUUCGGGAAAGAAUUCGAACCUUUAUAUCUUGGCCAAGAGGUGUUACCAAAGCUACACCGGUUGAAAUAGCGAAAGCGGGCUUUUUCUAUCUUAAAGAAAGAGACCGAGCCAAAUGCUUCUAUUGCAAUGGUGGGCUACAAAACUGGGAACCCAACGACGAGCCUUGGUUUGAGCAUGCGAAAUGGUUUCCUAAUUGCGAUUUUCUUCUUCGCGAAAAAGGAAUCGAAUUUGUACAGAACGUUGCCGGACGAUUUCCGAACUUAAACCGACCUUUACUUAAUGACCAAGCCACUCCCAAACCAUCCACAUCCAACCUACAACUCCCUGCGCCUGCUACCUCAAAGCAGACAGAAGUCCCGCAAAAUUCAGCAUCGCAUAUAGAAAUAACGCGUCCGACACUCGAAGAAGCAAUGGAAAGCGAGUUAGUGCUUGCAGUUUCAGGAUUCGGGUUCGAACGUGAACUUGUACAGCUUGUGGUGGAGAGAUUACUACAAGAAACCGGGAAUGUUAAUUGUACGAUUAUGGAGCUAGUCACUGCAACACAGCAAUUAGAGCAGGAACAAAUGGAAGAAAACGCUAUGGAAGUUGUGGAGAGUUUUAAUGUCAAUCAAGAAAAACCUGAAAUGGCAUGCGCACAAAUUAACCUAAGUACAUCGCCGACAGAUAGCUUCCCAAUGCAGACUCCUGGCAAUUUUACCGAACAACAGGUCCCUGGUUCGAAGAAAAUGAUGUAUGUAAAGCAAAAGGAAGUUUCUGUCCCAGAACUCAGCGAACAAAGUCUCGCUCAACAGAGAAGUCAACUACAAAAUCUAAAAGAUGAAAUGAGGUGCAAAAUUUGCCUUGAUAACCCUAUGGACUGCAUUCUGCUCGAAUGCGGCCAUGUUUGUACUUGUUUAGAAUGCUCGCAAGGAAUCCGAACUUGCCCUAUAUGCAGGCAAAAAAUCACAAAAAUAAUGAAAAUUUAUCGAAACUAUUAAAAGAAUUCUUUGUAUUUCUUAAUUGCACACUGUGAGACCGGUGCUAUAAACCAUCAAUCAUUUAUUAUAUUUUAAUAUUUUAUGUUUUUAAAAUCGUAGAACGUUUACUUGAUUGAAUUUUAUUUCUUCUUUUACGUUACCGUAUUGCUGUUAUUUUCUAUACAUUUAGAUAGGUUUUUGUUAUUUUGUAGCAAACUGUGCGUUUAUUAAUUAACAAUUCGAAAAAAAAUGUUAUAGGGUUAAAAAAAUAUUUACCAACUAGAAAAA
Molecule: messenger RNA, 1753 nt
Organism: Ciona intestinalis (vase tunicate)
Lineage: Eukaryota; Metazoa; Chordata; Ascidiacea; Phlebobranchia; Cionidae
Product: baculoviral IAP repeat-containing protein 8
Biological process (GO): negative regulation of apoptotic process; positive regulation of protein ubiquitination; regulation of cell cycle
Cellular component (GO): cytoplasm; nucleus
Molecular function (GO): ubiquitin protein ligase activity; cysteine-type endopeptidase inhibitor activity involved in apoptotic process
Source: RefSeq, a predicted model, not a curated record